This is a messenger RNA of Diversispora eburnea, 155 nucleotides long. NCBI's taxonomy places the organism in Eukaryota, Fungi, Glomeromycota, Glomeromycetes, Diversisporales, Diversisporaceae. The record is from the annotation of a GenBank genome assembly.
ACACUAUGAAGCUCAAGGUAUUAAGAAAUGCUAUACAAGAUUUGGAUGACAGAAAAACUGUUGAAGAUUACGAUGCAACCACAUUUCUUACAUUGUCAACUGACAAUGAGGAUGAUGAAGUUGUAAGUGAAAACCUUAAAGAGUAUUUACUGUAA